Molecule: messenger RNA, 1570 nt
Organism: Aspergillus piperis CBS 112811
Lineage: Eukaryota; Fungi; Ascomycota; Eurotiomycetes; Eurotiales; Aspergillaceae
Product: class I SAM-dependent methyltransferase
Exons: 4
Coding region: 175-1230 (351 amino acids)
Molecular function (GO): methyltransferase activity
Source: RefSeq, a predicted model, not a curated record
GAGAUAUCGUUUUUAUUUUUAAACCAAUUUAACUUACACCCUCGUCGAGCAUCCACUGACUAAGUCGCCUUACCGAGCCCUGGGCCUGGAUACUACCUACGUACUACCAUUCCCACCCCCACUCAGACACUGGCCUCUUAAGCUCCGGUUUCCCCAAGUCCUCUGGUACGCAUAAUGCCUGCUGGUAGAUCAACUGGAUCUAGUCGUGAAGAUGACACGCAGUCUUUGACUGCCAGUGUAACGGAUUACCCCAUGGAAUAUGGAAGACGAUACCACAAAUAUCAUGAGGGCUCAUAUUUAUAUCCCAACGACGAGCAAGAGCUAGACCGGAUGGACAUGCAACACCACAUGCUCAAAUUGGUCAACCGCGGGCGGCUGCUCUUUGCCUCUCCCCUAAGCCCAAAGAAAAUCUUAGAUGUCGGCACCGGUUCUGGUAUAUGGCCUAUAGAACUAGGUAAGCGAAAGAAAAAGAAUCCUCUCCCCCCCCCAUCCUCUCCAGCUCAUCCUACCGGACAGUUUCUCAUCGUGUCUCCAUCACAUGUAGCGUCUGAAUUUCCAGCAGCCGAGAUUAUAGGAACCGAUCUUUCGCCUGUACAACCGAACGAAGUCCCCGAGAACGUCCAUUUCCUAGUCGAUGACGUUACAGAGGACGAAUGGCUAUGGGGCCCCAAUCACUUCGACGUCAUUCAUGCCGGUCACCUUUCAGGUGCCUUGCCAUCAUAUAAAGACUUGUUACGGAAAGUCUUCAAGCAUCUCAAGCCUGGCGGUAGUGUUCAGUGCGACGAAUUUGACCCGAAGCCGAAAUGCGAUGACGGAACCAUGCCAGAAGAGGACCCCGAUAAGUUCAGCGAAUAUGCCCUUCAAGACCUGAUGGAUUUACACCAUCGUGCCGGUCAGGCAUCAGACCCGCCCCGACAGUUUCGAGUAGCUCAUCGACUGGCACGCUGGAUGAGAGAAGUGGGAUUCGAGGACGUUCAGGAACGGGUACAAAAAGUACCCGUGAACCCUUGGUCUACCGACUCUCAUCUGAGAACUAUUGGUUCGUGGAACGAGACAAACCUGCUGGAAGCCGCAGCUGGUUGGUCUUACAAGCCACUCACGAUUCUUGGCUGGUCGAAGCCCGAGAUCGAAGUCUUCCUGGUCGAUGUUCGAAAAUCUAUCCAAAACCGUGAUGUCCACGCCUAUUUGGACUAUUAUGUGGUAACAGGAAGAAAACCACAUUCUGCUUAGCGAGGGAGCCCUUGAAGGGUUUCACCACGAAGUUUACGGCUUCGAGAGAAAAGCACCACAAAACAGACAACGCUCCUUUCGGAUUAUCGUUCCUUAGCGUCCAUACCUGCCUUUUGGCCUUCACUUCAUAUUUUAUUUUUCAUCAUCAUCGGGCCUGUCCUCAUUUUCAUACUUCCCGUUUUCCUUGUGUGUUGGCGAGCAUUGGCAUAAGAUACCAUCGACUACAGAGAAACAUUAUAUAUGCAUGGAAGGCGUGCAGGGGCCUCCUUUUAUUUUCCUACAUUCUAUUUCGCUUUCUCUUCUUGCACAUAUAAUACAAAUUCAUAAAUUUACCGACAUG